AUGGCACUCUACCCUGCCAAAACUGUCGAAAGCAUUCUCUGGAAUCAAGGUGUAGUUACAGAAAGCGACAGCGGAGAACAAAUCCCUCUUGGAAGUGAGUCUGGGUAUCUCGUGGCGAGGGCACCGUCUGACUGCUCGCUGUAUAGAACAAUAGACCAAUUGAACGAGGCUCUGAAUGCCCGCAACCAGAUCAUCAAGCAGCUUUUGCCCGCAGUCGACUUCGACAGCCUCCCCGGCCUGUCUCGCGAGAACAUCAUCCGACUGAUUAGCAAUGAGGUUGAUACCCAGACACCUUCACCCAUUGCCGAGAGCCGUGUCGCCACCGAGGUCGUCGAAGUCUCACAAUCACACGACGAUGUCGCAGCUGAAGAAGAAUGGAAUGAAGCUCAGAACGAGGAAGGACCCGAACCCCCGGUUGGCGAUGCUGUCAACGGCCUCACCAUCCACCAGCGUCCGGGCUCCUGCUCGCGCAUCUCCUCCACUGGUGCUUUCCUGCAUGUUCUUUUCAGUGUCUGCCCCCCUGCAAAACAAAAGUUCUUGGAUCUCGGGCAAUCGGCCUUCCAGAAACCCAAGCAACUUGUCCUUCGGGUCUCAAGCAAAGAAGGCCCUCAAGCCACACAAAAUGUCAGCCCUGUAUCCUCGACACUCUCGUCCUUGUCGUCUUCACAACAGAUAGCAGUCGACGCGUAUUUCGAGCAGAUCCACGCCCUAAUCCCCAUGGUGGAUGAGGCUCGCUUUCGUGAUGAGUUCUCUAGCCAAGAACGCACAGACGACGGGUGGAAGGCGCUUUCAAGCAUGGUCCUCGCAUUAGGUUCCAUUGCGGCAGGAGACGAUCAAUCGCACUUCGCUUACCACGAGAGAGCACGGAACGUCCUUGGUUACAACAUAUUUACCUCGGGAAACCUCGAAAUGCUUCAGGCGCUGGUUCUCUUGAGCGCGCUGUACUUGUACUACAUCCAUUCACCAAACACCGCCUUCUUAGUUAUGGGAACCGCCUUCCGGAUGGCUAUCGCCAUUGGCUUACAUCGUGAACCAGCUAGAACGACAAAACUCGGCCAGACGCCCGAGGAAGAAGCAUUGGCAUUGUCUCGAGCUGAAGUUAGACGAAGAACUUGGUGGUGUCUGAUCGCCGCAAACGCCUGGCAAGGACUGUUGUUGCAUCGUCCUCGUGUUGGAAGAUGGGAUCCGCUGACAAUGGACACGGCUUGGCCUUCUACGACAUUCUCUUCGAUCCUUGCGCGGCCGGAGAGCGUUGCACGGCAGAGGCACGGUGAGUCUGAGGACAGGGAUUGGCAUGGCAUUGCACUCCGCGUGACUGCCGAAUUCUGCAUCAUCGCCCAAAGGAUCGGGGAUCGCAUGGCACAGUUGUCAUACAUUACACCCCGGGAGAUAUUCGCAUUCAGCGACGAACUCGAGAUUUGGAGCAAAUCCCACCAUUUUCGAUUCUUGUCGGAGAAUUCAUGUCCAAAACGUUUCUGGCUGAGUCGAGAGACCAUGAUGUAUCGCUUUUUGGGUGUGCGCGUUCUGUUGUCUCGGCCACAUCUGAUGCGGUUGGCUGACGACGGAAUGGCACACAAUGCAUUCACAGACGAGGACUGGAAAGUGGUAUCUCUCUGCCAAAAUUCGGCAAGUGAGGUUAUCGACCUGAUCUGUUCUGGCCUUCAUCACGACAGAGUCUCAGUCUGGCACUCGACCUUCGCUCUUUUCCAAGCUUGCCUGAUUCCCCUGAUUUCUAUUGCCGUGGCGAAGAAAUUGGAUCUCUUUGGCGAAGCCGCAGUCAGUGAUUGGACACAGAGUCUGGAUGGCGCCCUUCGUGCAUUCAAAGAUAUGGACCCCCAUACGAGGCCAGCGGACAGAUACGGCAGCAUUAUUGAGGCCCUGCGCGAUGGUAUCGCGUCUUGGAAUAACCAGGACUCUCAAUACGCAGCUGAAUUUGACCAGUACACAGAGUUUCUUGCCAACGCCAGAUCAGUGAACGCGAUGGACUUGAUGAAUUUCGAUGCACAGGACAUCACUGCGCCGGGUCCAUUCCUGGAGUGGUUCAAUUAUGAUCUUGCAUUUGGGGAUCAACAAUUGAACUGGUAUCCUCUUCCCGAUACUUGA
Fonsecaea multimorphosa CBS 102226 is the source of this 2103-nucleotide messenger RNA. RefSeq lists its product as uncharacterized. Gene Ontology annotation, cellular component: nucleus. The record is from RefSeq and is a predicted model, not a curated record. The transcript has a single exon. Lineage: Eukaryota; Fungi; Ascomycota; Eurotiomycetes; Chaetothyriales; Herpotrichiellaceae. Bases 1 to 2103 code for a protein of 700 amino acids. Gene Ontology annotation, biological process: DNA-templated transcription; positive regulation of transcription from RNA polymerase II promoter by galactose. Gene Ontology annotation, molecular function: RNA polymerase II cis-regulatory region sequence-specific DNA binding; DNA-binding transcription factor activity, RNA polymerase II-specific; zinc ion binding.